This is a messenger RNA of Puccinia triticina, 711 nucleotides long. RefSeq lists its product as uncharacterized. Lineage: Eukaryota; Fungi; Basidiomycota; Pucciniomycetes; Pucciniales; Pucciniaceae. Gene Ontology annotation, biological process: protein folding; protein stabilization; protein import into mitochondrial matrix. Gene Ontology annotation, molecular function: protein-folding chaperone binding; zinc ion binding. The transcript is spliced from 2 exons. The record is from RefSeq and is a predicted model, not a curated record. The coding region runs from base 1 to 711 and encodes 236 amino acids. Gene Ontology annotation, cellular component: mitochondrion.
AUGUUCGGCUCAGCAAGGACUUUCGCUCGUCUCUCGUCUCGCCAUCUGGAAAACUUAAGCGUCUCAAAGAAACCGGAAUCGUCCCAACCAAACAUCAAUGUACGAAAUAUACACACAAGAAAGAACACAUGUCUCCCAUCUCAACGGGCCACACCAGGACCAACGAGCAAGUCAAUGAUUUCCCAUACCAAGAGAUAUAACUCCACCAGUCUGAGUACCCCACCGCCAUCCAUCCCAGAGACAGAAAAAGGGGGCGAGCCUUCGAAUCAUGACUCUCAAAGCACUCAAGGCCCUUCGCGAAUGAGGAUCCAAUUCAAAUGCAUCGCUCCUGCGCCAUCUGACUCAAGCCAAAUCCCAAUUGAACACACGAAUAACGACCCUCCAUCUGCUGCUGUCGAACCACCUACCUGCGGACAUCUGAACACGCACGAGUUUUCGUCUCAAGCUUUCCAUCAUGGGAUCGUUCUCGUCCAGUGUCCAUCUUGCUUGAAUAGACAUCUGAUCGCCGAUCAUUUGCAAUGGUUUACUUCCAAUCGGACAUCAGACGACCCGAAUUUCAAGGACGACCAUCGGACGAUUAUCGACCUGAUGAGAGCUAAGGGCGAAGCCGUCAAGCGAGGCCGGGUCGUCACCUCUUUUCAAUCUCGCUCUAGCUCUCAAUCUCAAGCAGAUACCCCAAAGGCGGGUGAAGUCCUAGAAUUCUACCAAUAA